AUGUUUCAGUGCGUUCCCGCUAGGGUCUCGUGGUCGGUCUCUGGUGUUCACGCUCGACGACAACUAGCCUCAAAUUUUCUAGGAAGGCGCAAUUAUUUUAAAAUCAUAGGCACCAUGAAGAACUUAAGUCUCAUGCGCGGUGCACUGGCUCAGAGCGCUGGUGACGGCACCGCUGCAGAGCGAGCACCGGGAGCGACGCCUGCACCAGCGCCCGCUGCAGUGAACUCGUCGCACGUACAGUCGCUAGCUGCGAGAGGUGUGUUCUGCGAGGCCGAGCGCUUAGGAGAUUCACUCAGAGACGCGCCUGAAGCGGAAAUGGAGACCGAGAACGGGAGCGUAGGCGCCUCGGGCUUUGCGACCACUGAUAAAGACGUCGGCUGGUGUUUUGGUGAGCAGUCCGUUCUGAAUGCAAUUGCAGCUCUGCAGCGUGGAGAAUUCGUUGUCGUUACUGAUGAUGAAGAUCGGGAGAACGAAGGUGAUCUUAUCCUCGCUGCAGAGAAGGCGACACCUCAAGCGAUCGCGUUCAUGGUUCGCCACACAUCCGGAGUGAUCUGUGUGUCCAUGGAGGAGGAGCGUCUGAACGAAUUGCGCCUUUUUCAGAUGGUGCCCGAUAACGAAGAUCCGAAACGGACGUCUUUCACGGUUAGCGUCGAUUUAAAGCACGGCGUCACGACCGGCAUCUCUGCCGCUGAUCGGAGUGCGACGAUUCGGGCGCUGGCGAACCCCAGGUCCACAGCUGAUGAUUUUCGCCGACCUGGUCAUAUCUUUCCGCUGCGCUAUGCCAAGGGUGGUGUGCUCAAACGUGCAGGUCACACAGAGGCGAGUCUCGAUCUAUGCCGGCUUGCAGGGCUGGCACCGGUCGGCGUCCUUUGCGAGAUCGUCAACGACAGCGACGGGAGUAUGGCACGUAUGCCUGAUUUGGAAGUGUUCUCGAAGCAGCACGGACUGGUCUUGACGAGUAUUGCGGAUCUCGUUUGUUUUCGACGACGUCGGGAGAAGCUCGUUCGCCGGAUUGAGCCCCAGGGUGCAAGAAUGCCCACCAAAUACGGCGAUUUCACGGUCUACGCGUACGUUAGCGAGCUCGAUGGUUGCGAGCACCUUGCGUUGGUCCGCGGGGACCCGCAGCAAUUCAGUAACCGUCCCGUACUGGUUCGUGUGCACAGUGAAUGUUGUACAGGUGAUGUUUUCGGCUCGCUGCGCUGUGACUGCGGACUGCAACUGCAGUUUGCGAUGGAGAAAAUUGCGGCCGAGAACCAGGGCGUCUUGGUGUAUUUACGCGGCCAAGAGGGUCGAGGGAUUGGGCUUUCGCACAAAAUCCGUGCGUACACCUUACAAGAUGCAGGGCGCGAUACCGUUGAGGCGAACGAGGAUCUCGGUCUACCUGUCGAUAGCCGGGAAUAUGGCAUUGGUGCGCAGAUUCUCGUGGACCUCGGUGUGCAGCAAAUGCGACUCAUGACCAACAAUCCUCGCAAGUACACCGGUCUCAGUGGGUACGGAUUAUCCAUUAUGGAGCGCGUGCCUGUAAAGGUUACGCCAAACAAGUGGAAUAUCCGCUACUUGCGCACGAAAAAGGCCAAACUGGGCCAUUUGAUCGAGAUUGAAGAUGAGUUUGAUCGGGAGAAAGAGGUGCAAGUGGAGAUUCGCGACCUCAAUUGA
Cyanidioschyzon merolae strain 10D is the source of this 1656-nucleotide messenger RNA. Its product is annotated as GTP cyclohydrolase II / 3,4-dihydroxy-2-butanone 4-phosphate synthase. The transcript has a single exon. The coding region runs from base 1 to 1656 and encodes 551 amino acids. Gene Ontology annotation, biological process: riboflavin biosynthetic process. Gene Ontology annotation, cellular component: cytosol. Lineage: Eukaryota; Rhodophyta; Bangiophyceae; Cyanidiales; Cyanidiaceae. Gene Ontology annotation, molecular function: 3,4-dihydroxy-2-butanone-4-phosphate synthase activity; GTP cyclohydrolase II activity. The record is from RefSeq and is a predicted model, not a curated record.